Molecule: messenger RNA, 531 nt
Organism: Necator americanus (New World hookworm)
Lineage: Eukaryota; Metazoa; Nematoda; Chromadorea; Rhabditida; Ancylostomatidae
Exons: 1
Coding region: 1-531 (176 amino acids)
Source: RefSeq, a predicted model, not a curated record
AUGAAUCAACGAAAAACUGCUGCUGUUCGAACACCAGCCGGAUGUGCAACACCGUUUGAGGUGGUAACUGGAGUAAGACAAGAAACAGUGGUAGGGCCCUUCCUGUUCAACUUCGCUAUCGACGACAUUAUGCGAAGAACAGUAGAUCAGUGUCCUGCCGAUAUCAUUCUAGCACCAUCGGGACGCUCCUUGACCGAUCUCGAGUACGCUGACGAUGUUGUUAUAUUCGCGGAGAGCAGCACGAAACUUCAACAUGCUGUCAAACUCGUAUCGAAGAUGGCUGCAGCCUAUGGACUACGUCUUCGCCCUGAUAAAUGCAAACAGAUGUGGAUCUCUGCGAGAUCUCGAAUAGGAAUCAGGGUGGACGGACAACCAAACCAAAAGACAACAAAAUGCCUGUGGUCGACCGCCAUCAGCAACGAAGUCAAGCUUCGAGUCUACCUGUCCGCAAAUCGCCCCAUCAUGAUGUACGGAUCGGAGACUUGGGCAGCACCAUCUACGGUGAUGGAGAGGGUUGACUGCACGGAAUGA